CUCACAUUCUGUCGCCGGGUUUCCCACACGGGCGUGGGCUUCACCACUUCCUCCCAACUCUACCCAGUGCCAAGCUGGAACGCAUUUCUGAAUUGCCAUAAACGUCAGUGGCUCAGACUCUUGGCAACCCAAACUCCCACCUCAGUUGAAUCCUUCACCCAGCUUGCUGCGGACAUGAGCUCUUACUUGGCCACCUUUCUUCCUUGAAAGUAACAAUAUCAUAAACCAUCGUUGUGACUUUUUACAUCGCCAGAAUGAGCGGCACCAUCCUUAUCACCGGCGCCAAUGGUUCGCUUGCUAUCCCUACCGUCGAAUUUUUACUCACGAACUACCCGGAACAUACACUACUUUUGACGGUGCGAAACCCCGGUGGCGACGACAUAAACACCGAAAAGUUACGACAAACAAUUGCAAGAUUUCCUAAGGGGAAGGCUACGGUUCGCGGUCUGGACCUUUCAAAGCUCACAUCUGUCAACACGCUUGCCAAUGAGCUAAUCGCGGAGAUCAAAACCGGCAAGCUUCCAGCGCUCUCGAGCAUCAUCGGCAAUGCUUAUUUCUGGAAUCUCAACAAAGACACCAUCACCACUAGCGACGGCUACGAGCAAACCUUCCAGAUCAACCACCUUAGUCACGCAGCUCUGGUUUUAAGAUUGCUUGGAAGCUUCGAGCGUUCGGGAGGUCGUGUUGUUCUGUUCUCAAGCGAUGCGCAUUGGCCAGGUAAAAACGGACUUGAAAAAAUUCCCGUCUUUAUCCCUUCGAACCUUGAUGAGCUCGUAUUCCCUGAAGACAAAGAGCCCCAUGAUAAUAUGGCGCAAGGCUUCCUCAAGUACGCGCAGUCGAAACUGGUUGUGACCAUGUGGGUUCAUGCUCUAAACCGUCGCCUGCAGAGGAAUAACAUGAGCAAUAUUACUGCCAUCGCUGUUAAUCCCGGUAACAUGACUGAUUCCGCCGCACUCCGUAAAAACACCCCUGCCAUGGUUCAAUUCAUGUCGAAAUGGAUCCUUGGGCCCGGUCGUCCUCUUCUACGCUUCCUCGACCCUACCAUGCGGACUACCAAGGAAGCCGCGGUCGAUAUCGCCGAGUUCGCCACCAACAAGGCUUCUCCAGGGGAAAUGGGAUUCUUCACAAUGUAUAAGAAGGAUGAAAGCUCGCCGGACAGCCAGAAAGAGAAUGUUCAAGACGAUCUAUGGAAAAAGACCGUGGAAUGGUGCCGCGUCAGGGAGUCUGCUCUUCCUCUCAAUUAGCGAUCUUGAACGUUUGCUGUGUUACAUCAUCAGCUUUCUAUACCGCCGAGGAGACUUUCGAUUGAGCAUGCGGCUUCCCAUUUCUGUAUCUAGCUUGUAGCUAUUCGGACUGCUUGAUCAGGCAUACAAUGCAAGUGAUACAGCAGUUUAUUACAUCUAUUGUAUGCCGUGGGCGAAUCUUCGCAGAGUCCAUGUUUCGCUCAUUUUUUU
Pseudovirgaria hyperparasitica is the source of this 1454-nucleotide messenger RNA. Its product is annotated as NAD(P)-binding protein. The record is from RefSeq and is a predicted model, not a curated record. The transcript has a single exon. Bases 255 to 1244 code for a protein of 329 amino acids. Lineage: Eukaryota; Fungi; Ascomycota; Dothideomycetes; Acrospermales; Acrospermaceae. Gene Ontology annotation, molecular function: 3-beta-hydroxysteroid 3-dehydrogenase (NADP+) activity. Gene Ontology annotation, cellular component: lipid droplet; endoplasmic reticulum membrane; mitochondrial outer membrane.